CUGGCAUUGCAUGUUGUCGUUUUCUGUCGUUUCUUCUGCCUAUAGAGCAUUACCCGGGCCCUUUGGACUCUAAAAACACUCGUCUCCGGAUCAACCGAUCACUCGAUUAAAACGUGGAAUACUACAACAUGGAAACAGAUUUCACUGCUGGACGAGCACACCGACGGUGUCUUGGCCGUUGCAAUACUUGAGAAUGGACGCAUCCUCGCAAGCGCAUCUGAAGACAAGACAGUGCGGUUGUGGAACCUCGACAAAAGCCAGCCCAUCAGCUCGCCCCCCUCAACCAUGCAGAUUCAGUGACCUGUAUGUCGCUUUCGGCAGAUGGAAAGCUGCUAGCCACUGGCUCCGAUGACAAUAAUGUAUACACGUGGGAUGUUUAUGCGAUACUAAGAGAAGCUGGCCUCGACGACCUUCUGUUGGAUGUAAAUUCAAUACUUGCUGCUGACGCUACAAGACGUCCGGUCCAGCCAAUCAAGGUCUCGAAUCGGGUACCCCGAGGGUUUUUCGACGACUCCCCACAUCGGCGUGCUCCUCUUUCUGCACGACCCCACGCCCAAGAUACGCCGUCCCGACCCUCCCUUUUCCGUUGGGCUCGAAACCUUCUCUCUGGCGGACCAAGUGGUCCACAGGUCGAGCGGCACGAGCGUAGCUUAGUAGCAGUUGACGUCCCGUAUGCCAAGGGAAAGCGCGUACGUUCUUGUCUUUUUCCUCGAAUGUUCAAACUGCCAUCUCAUAUCACACAGAGGAAUACCUGCGCAAGGGAAAAACGGAGGCCAAUUCUGUUGAAACCCACGAACGCUGCUGCAGGCAGCUCGCGCCCUCCCAAUAGCAACGUCACACAACAAUCGGCUCAGGCUCAGUUAUCCUCGCAACAACAAGCUGCUGUCUCUACGUCGUCCUCCACACCUCCCGUCGGCGCUACUACCACGUCGAGCACCAAUCCUAAUGUAACGAUAAAACACGCUGGACGUUGGAUUCGCUUCUGGCUCUUUAUCUGUUGUGCCUCUACCGAGUAUACCCAUGACAGUCAUCAUUAAUUAAUUUUCUCGUUCCUGUGACAUUCAUUUC
Molecule: messenger RNA, 1068 nt
Organism: Suillus subalutaceus
Lineage: Eukaryota; Fungi; Basidiomycota; Agaricomycetes; Boletales; Suillaceae
Exons: 4
Coding region: 306-1037 (243 amino acids)
Molecular function (GO): protein binding
Source: RefSeq, a predicted model, not a curated record